Molecule: messenger RNA, 460 nt
Organism: Trichomycterus rosablanca
Lineage: Eukaryota; Metazoa; Chordata; Actinopteri; Siluriformes; Trichomycteridae
Product: probable ribosome biogenesis protein RLP24
Exons: 6
Biological process (GO): ribosomal large subunit biogenesis
Cellular component (GO): nucleolus
Source: RefSeq, a predicted model, not a curated record
GAUUGUAAGGCAUUUAAAUUUUGUAGAUCAAAAUGUCACAAACAAAUCAAGAAGAAGCGCAAUCCAAGAAAGACCAGAUGGACUAAAGCAUUCAAAAAUGCUGCCAGCAAAGAAUUGACUGUGGAUAACUCACUGAAGUUUGAAAAGUGUAGAAAUGUUCCAGUCAAAUACCAGAGACAGUUAUGGAACAAGACAGUGGAGGCCAUGAAGAAGGUAGAGGCCAUCAAACAGAAACGACAGGCUUGCUUCAUCAUGAACAUGUUAAAAGCCCAUAAAAAAUUUCAGCCUUCCUGGAAUGUACCUGUUGUGUUGUCAUGUAUUUACUUGUUUUCCUUUAUUGCAGGACAAGCCAAACAGCUGGAGGAGAAGAUGGUACAAAAACUGGCAGAAGACGUGGAAAUGGAUGAUUAAAUGUUUUACCGGCAGUUGACUUUUCUUAUGAUGUUCUCAAAAAACACCU